Aaosphaeria arxii CBS 175.79 is the source of this 1086-nucleotide messenger RNA. RefSeq lists its product as uncharacterized. NCBI's taxonomy places the organism in Eukaryota, Fungi, Ascomycota, Dothideomycetes, Pleosporales. The record is from RefSeq and is a predicted model, not a curated record. Bases 1 to 1086 code for a protein of 361 amino acids. The transcript has a single exon.
AUGCGGCAGGCACGAAUCCCUAGAGCCGAUCUCUUUGACGCUAAAGAGAUCAAUGGCGGCAGUUCCACUUACUGGGGCGGUUUUCUAGCGAAUGGGUGUAAACCGCCCAAGAACAACCCAAAUCAACAUGCGCCUUUCAGGAAUGCGGCCAUGUACUUCAGUUAUCAAGGCUUGAAAGCCAAUGACAUCACGACAAUUGACCCUGACCGCCCAGCCAGACUCAUCAGCCAAAAUCUGCAAACAGGUCAGGGAGCCGAACCACGAAACGAGAAUACCUUUCCAGACAUAGAUUUGGAGCCGUAUUGGUCGGCGAGGGCUGACAGCUACUUCCAAGAAGGCUCGAUAGAGAAGCAGAUCGUGAAUACGCUCAUCCAACGAUUCGAGGAGUUAUUCACGCAGAAGGAUUGCCCGAACAAGAUCUAUAUACUUGGAAUGGACUCAAUGUGCUAUAAACAUUCGAGUUGGACGGCAGCAGAAACGGACAGAGAAAGAAGGAGGGUGAUUUCGCACUAUAUGUUUGCUCUCGACAUUGCGAAGCGUUUUAUUCAAAGGUUUUAUAACAACUUCCGCAACGUGAAGGCCACAACCUACAGGAUUUGUGUGGACACGACAUGUCUUUGCGAGACCGAUAUCAAAUUCAUGAAACAGAAAUUCGAGCUCCAAGAAGGCUACCUAUUGGAGACGAGCCAUCUGGCAGAUAUUCUUGGAAACAAGAUGAACAGGCAAUCCAUUUUGAUCAUGUUCGCGCCGAAAAAUCCAAUUCGACAGAUGCUCGCGGAUGUGUGCGCCUCACUCGUAAGAGAACUUUCUCCUUACGUUGUCAUUUGUCCGCCCUGGGAGGUUGAUACAUUAGCUCUUGAUGACUAUCACGGAGGGGACCGGACGUCUAGCAGAGUGUAUGAACUCUUCCAGGAGCAUCGUUACAAAUCGAAACCCUUCACAUACAAUAAGGAUUUCAUACAGUGCUAUGGUAUACUUGGGUAUCACCUGCGCAGUGACUGGCAAGUCCCUAUGGAAUCGCUAGACACAUGUGUGGUGACAGACUGGGGUCAUUACUUUUCUGAGCUAGACAAACAAUACCAGUGA